GCCUCCCGCCAUUUCCCUCCCAAAUCCACCUUAUAAGCGCGCGCACCCGCCUCGGCAGCUCCGACGCAUUUCCGCCGCCGCCCAGCGCUCCCCCACAGAUCCGCGCGAAACCUUCCUUCCUCCGGCAGACGAUUCCGCAGGCGAGAGGAGAGGAGCCAUGGACGCCGCCAAGUCCGUGACGCCGGGCGCCGUGUCCCACAUCCUGGAGAAGCCGUCGCCGGCCGACGCCGCCACGGUCCCGGAGCUCGUCGUCCAGGUCGUCGACCUCAAGUCCAUCGGCAACCGUUUUGGUUUCAUGGCGAGCGACGGCAAGGACAAGAUCAAGGCGAUGCUCCCCACCCAAUUCGCGGCGGAGGUUCGCUCCGGCAACCUGCAGAACCUCGGCCUCAUCCGCAUCCUCGAUUACACCUGCAACGCCGUCGGCGGCAACAACGACAACAAGGCCUUGAUUAUCACCAAAUGCGAGGUUGUGUCUCAAGCGCUCGACGCCGAGAUCAAGAGCGAGGCCAAGAAAGAAGAGGAGCCUGCGAUUGUCAUCAAGCCCAAGGACGAAGAAAUGGUUUUGUCCAAGCCCGUAAAUGCUCCCCCGGUCGUGCUGAAGCCGAAGCUGGAGGUGAAAUCCGCGUCCCAGAUCGUGAACGAGCAGCGUGGAAAUGCUGCUCCAGCGGCGCGCCUGUCCAUGACAAGGAGGGUCCAUCCUUUGAUCUCUCUCAACCCCUACCAGGGUAACUGGGUCAUCAAGGUGCGGGUUACGAGCAAAGGCAACCUGAGAACCUACAAGAAUGCCCGUGGAGAAGGCUGUGUCUUCAAUGUAGAGCUCACUGAUGAGGAUGGCACCCAGAUCCAGGCCACCAUGUUCAAUGAGGCUGCAAAGAAGUUCUACCCAAUGUUUGAGCUGGGGAAGGUCUACUAUGUCUCCAAGGGAUCACUUAGGAUUGCCAACAAGCAGUUCAAGACUGUCCAGAAUGAUUAUGAGAUGACGCUGAAUGAGAGUGCUGUUGUUGAAGAAGCAGAGGGGGAAACUUUCAUUCCACCGGUGCAAUACAAUUUUGUCAAGAUUGAUCAACUAGGAUCAUAUGUCAAUGGCAGGGAGCUUGUAGAUAUUGUUGGUGUUGUUCAGAGCGUAUCACCCACAAUGAGUAUUAGGAGAAAGCUUGACAAUGAGACAAUCCCAAAGCGUGACAUUGUUGUUGCAGAUGACUCGGGCAAAACUGUUAGUAUUUCACUUUGGAAUGAUCUUGCUACUACCACUGGCCAAGAACUCUUGGACAUGGUUGACAGUUCGCCCAUCAUUGCGAUAAGGAGCUUAAGAGUGUCUGACUUCCAAGGUGUGUCCCUUUCAACUGUAGGCAAAAGUACUCUUAUGGUUAAUCCAGACCUUCCUGAAGUGCACAAUCUUAAAUCAUGGUAUGACAAUGAAGGCAAGGGUACUUCAAUGGCACCGAUUGGUGCAGACAUGGGUGCAGCACGGGCUGGUGGCUUGAGAUCCAUGUAUUCUGAUAGAGUUUUUCUGUCUCACAUCACCAGUGAUCCCAACAUGGGUCAGGAAAAGCCUGUUUUCUUCAGUUUGAAUGCUAUCAUAAGCCACAUCAAGCCUGAUCAGAACAUGUGGUACCGUGCUUGCAAGACCUGCAACAAGAAGGUGACUGAAGCUGUUGGAGGUGGAUACUGGUGUGAAGGAUGCAAUAAGAAUGAUGCUGAGUGCUCACUGAGAUACAUCAUGGUCAUCAAGGUUUCUGAUCCCACUGGUGAGGCAUGGGUUUCUGUCUUCAACGAGCAUGCAGAGAGGAUCAUUGGCUGCAGCGCUGAUGAGCUUGAUCGGAUCAGGAAAGAGGAGGGCGACGACAGCUACAUUCAGAAGCUCAAGGAAGCCACAUGGGUUCCCCAUCUGUUCCGCGUCAGCGUGGCGCAGCAUGAGUACAUGAACGAGAGGAGGCAGAGGAUCACCGUGAGGACAGAGGCGCCGGUUGACUACGCAGCUGAAUCUAAGUACCUGCUCGAGGAGAUCGCGAAGCUUACUGCUUGCUAGAAGAUGUAGUGUAUCUGGUGAAUCGUGGAGGGCUGGCCCUCUUGAUGUUUUCCCACACAAGGCAGGCUUUUGAGAUGUAGUAACUUAAUGUUAUCCUGUGUUAAGUAGGUGCUCACUAGUUUUAGCGCUGAUGUAAGAUAUGUAGGUGUAUGUUUAGCUUGAUUUCAAGCAACAAGAUGCUAAGACAGUUCAGUAUGAAGCCUUUGUAGAAUUCCAUCAUAUCCGCAAUAUUUUGAGCUUGUAGAAUUCCAGUUCGAGUAA
Messenger RNA from Setaria italica (foxtail millet), 2290 nucleotides. Its product is annotated as replication protein A 70 kDa DNA-binding subunit B. Gene Ontology annotation, biological process: nucleotide-excision repair; DNA replication; meiotic cell cycle. The transcript has 12 exons. Gene Ontology annotation, molecular function: single-stranded telomeric DNA binding; damaged DNA binding. The record is from RefSeq and is a predicted model, not a curated record. Bases 158 to 2029 code for a protein of 623 amino acids. Gene Ontology annotation, cellular component: nucleus; DNA replication factor A complex. Lineage: Eukaryota; Viridiplantae; Streptophyta; Magnoliopsida; Poales; Poaceae.